Molecule: messenger RNA, 2334 nt
Organism: Lineus longissimus
Lineage: Eukaryota; Metazoa; Nemertea; Pilidiophora; Heteronemertea; Lineidae
Product: WD repeat-containing protein 31-like
Exons: 8
Coding region: 76-1146 (356 amino acids)
Molecular function (GO): protein binding
Source: RefSeq, a predicted model, not a curated record
AUUAUUAGUACCACAAUUUAGCAUUUUACGAAAAACAUUCCACAUUUCCAUGAAAACCACUGUCAACAAACGAAAAUGAAUUAUUUUAGACGCAUGGGGAGGUUUUUUAGAAAGCUGGGAGAUCAAGAUGGUGAUGAGAGACAUUCAUCCUCCAGACAAUCUGCCUACCACUCGCAAAACAGCUGUCAAGCAUACCAUAAUGAAAUCAAAGAGUUCCCUCCCGUCCAUACUGAUGCUGUAUCAAGCUUGGCUGCCAUUCAACCUGGAAUUUGUCUCUCGGGGAGCAAAGAUCAUAGUGUUGUUCUCUUUGACUACAAUGGAGGUAACACACUGCAGAAAUGGACAGGACACCAGCGAGAAAUCACUCAGGUUGCAUAUGGACAGCAAAGCAAAAAUGUAUUCAGUGCCUCCAGAGACAAAUCAGCCAAGAUGUGGCAGCGAGGCCAUAGUGAGCAAGUGCGGUCAUUUGAAGGACAUAGCCUUGUUGUGACAGCAUUGGCUUUGAACGAAGAUAAUACUCACCUCUGUACUGGGUCAAGGGAUAAUACUCUAAAAAUGUGGGAUGUGGAGUCUGGCGAAUGCUUGCAGCAGAACAAUACAUCAAGAAAUUUGGUCACACAUAUGAAAUGGGGAAGAGGUGCUAACAUUCUUGCGCAGACUAGCGAAGACAAGGAACUAAAAAUAUGGGAUACACGUUCGUUACAAAUUUCACAGACAUUCCCGAGAAAGUUAUACAUUCAGACAAGUUGUGAUCUGUCAUCUGACAAUUUACACUGCCUUACAAGUAGCAAUGGGUUUGGUGGAAAUGGCUGUGAAGCUACGUUAUGGGACUUACGGACAACCACCCCUGUUUGUGAAUAUAGAGGUCACAUUGAGACAGUUGCUAGUUGUAUAUUCUUACCGAGUCAAGGUGGCAUGAAGCUUAUUGCCACAUCAGCCAAUGACUGCAAUGUUAAAGUCUGGAAUCGAGACACUAAAGAAUGUUUAUGCAGUUUGUCUCUAAGUGGAGCUGGUCCUCUAACUAGUCUUGUAGCCUAUGAAGACAAUACAAUACUGGUGUCGAGUUUCAACCUGGGUGUUCAUGUCCUAUCUCUCCAAACUGAUAGGAAUGGAUCAUUGUCUUUAGUCAAGACUGCACAGUACUGAGGGAUAAUGCUGAUUUUGAUUUGAAAACUUGCGAGGUUUCCUAGUACUGUGACUCCGAUUACAGUGUCUCCAAGGUUGGCACGUCCAGGACAACCUUCUCAGAGUUUGAGGGGCCGAGGACAGGAGCCUCAAAGAUACCUCCAAGGACUCUCAUCAGCUGGUGCAAUCUUCUAAUGGGAGCUGCCGAACAGUAGAAGUUUGAAUGACUGGUGAUACUCUACUUGGUUUUGCCUUUUGGUGUACUUCUGGAAAAGUGAGGUCUGUGAUAACUGAUGGAAAUGGUUCAGAUCCCAUAUAUAGAUUUCUUGAAUCUUGGUUCAACGAUGAGGUUCUGCAAUUCAGAUCUCAGUGGCCUGGCCGGAGAGUAUAGUUUUACAUAUAGCUGUUCUGAUCGACAGGAACAUGCACUCUGGCAUGUGGGUGGACCGAGUCCUUACUUGUAAUCGGCACAAAAGUGGCCGUGUUUUAUAUUUGUGUGCAAUGAUUUCCCGUCCAAGUGUGAGUUUGCUUCAAGCUUGUUAUACUUUUAAAGUAUUUAUAAUUCUGUAGUUUUAUGUCUAUAUUUGUUUUGCUCAAAUUAUAUUUCGUUUGACUGAAUGAUUAUUGAGUUGAGGGGUGAUUGUCAAGUAACACAUUUUUAGCUCUAAACAAAGAUUUUUUUUCUGUCUAACCUGGAUAUUGGAUGAAUUGGAAAAGGCUGUUAGAAGUGUUUGCUUUUCUCAGCCAGUAGAUUAUACUGUUAUACAUGUGUGUAUGAACAUAUUUGUUUGUCUCCCAGUUGUAUGUGUAGUACUGUUACUGUUUCAAGUAUGUUAUGAUACUGAAAUUUAGCCAGUUUAUAUUUGUAAUAAUGUCAGUUAGUGGGGUGCACAUAUUGGAUCAAGGGGUGCACUUUGCCAUGGAGUAUACCAUUGUAAUAAAUGUAAAGUGCUUUGAGAAUGUUGCACAUUAUAAAAAGCGCUAUUUAAGAAAUUUUAUCUUAUUUAUUGUAUUUGUACUGUAUGAAUAUGAUCUGUCCUCUCAACUUACAAAAAAUCAUGUACAAUGUUUGACAUUCAGUUGUAUUGAGCCUAUCAUAUUGAUGAGGAGAGAUUUAUUUGUCUUGCAGAUUAAGCUAGUAAACCUCAGUUAGAUUGUGUUCUUAUUUAGAAGGCCUACAGUUGUGAUUUAUUUUGAAUAAAGAAUUCA